UUCGGAAUUGACUGACUCGAGAUGACCACAUCGUUCGGGUACGAGCUAGACUUCAGUUGGGACCACCCGUGGCCGAGGGCGCCAGUCCCGAAGAACGAAGAGGAGCGCCUUGCCGACCUCGAGGGAUACCAAAUCCUGGACACAGCUCCCGAGGAAAAGUUUAACAAACUGUGCCGUAUCGCGUGCAAGGAGAUGAAGUGCCCGAUCUCGGCCGUGAGCUUCAUCGACAAGUCCAAGCAGUGGUUCAAGGCAAACAGCGGACUUACACAGGCAGCAAUCCCUCGAGAUGUCGCGCUCUGCGCGCACACAAUUAUGAACCCGCGCAACGCCGUUGUCGUCCUGGACACGACGACAGAUGAACGGUUCAAGAACAACCCGCUUGUCACCCGCGCGUCGUCGGUGAAAUUUUAUGCCGCUGUGCCACUUGUGACUGCCCGAGGGACGUGCAUCGGCUCUGUAUUUGUGUUUGACGUAAAGACCCACACCUCGUGCGACACAAAACUCCUCCAAAAAAUCGCUGCCAAGGUAAUGAAGUACCUGGACGAGCGCCUGCGACCGACGGCUGAGCUCUCUCAAUCGGUCGGUCCUCCCACACUCCGCCCCAUUGUCCAGCAGCCACUCGCUCGCUCUGCCUCGACGGAGUACCGCCAACCUGUGCCGGAGCCUCAGCCUCGUGCUCCAUUGCCAGAACCCACUACAGAGAAACUGCCUGUUGCCGCCGAACGACGAUUGUCUGGUGGCAACACGUACAACCCACCCGCACCUAUUUCUCAUCCCGUUGCAGCGAUCCAGCCUCCUCCCCGUGCACAAUUCCAGGAGCCGCAGCGAAGUGUCCCGCCUCCUCCGCGGGCCGAGUCGGCGCUUGUCCCAGCCGCGCCAACCGAGUCCGCGGAGCGCUCUCUGUCGACGAACGCUGUCAACCCCGAAGGCCAAAUGACCAACAUGGGUGCCAUGCUAAUGAACCUGCUCGCCCGAACGACCGAAACGCAACAGCAACUCGCGGCGCAGCAAGGUGUGAUGUUUGAGACCCUUGGCCACCACUCGGAGCAACUCAACUCGCUCUCCGAAACGCUAAGCAACUUGGAGGUUCGCAUCGACAAAACGAUCCGAGCCAAGAGAUAGGAGACACACCGAUAGUGCCAUGGCUAUAUUAUAGAGACAAAUUCACCCGACAGUCGUCGCGGUCUCUGUCGUCCCUCCG
Molecule: messenger RNA, 1201 nt
Organism: Aphanomyces invadans
Lineage: Eukaryota; Oomycota; Saprolegniomycetes; Saprolegniales; Verrucalvaceae
Exons: 1
Coding region: 22-1122 (366 amino acids)
Molecular function (GO): protein binding
Source: RefSeq, a predicted model, not a curated record